AUGCAACUGGAUGUAGGAUUACAGUGGCUUUCAGCCGUCCACAAGGUCCCACCGGAGCUCAAUUCAAUUUGGAUCCGGUGGCGCAAACUAUAUCACAAGAAUAUCCAGGACGGGGUCAUCAGAGCUGGAGCCCGCAGAUGGGGAAGCGGCAUCUGGAAGACCCUAUGGGAAUCUGGAGCUACAAAAUUCGGCGACAUAUGGGAUCCUGACGUUGAUAGCCCAAUCACCCCACACUCCCUCACACCACAAAAAGCUUCGGAAGCCCGGCGUGCGAUAGAACGACUCGUGGACAAAAUGCCACCAUCACGGAAGGCAGUCCUUCAUUCUAGAGCGUUCUCAUUAUACGACCCAAGCGACCCCCCAAGGGAAGAGUUCUUCAUUGCCUACAAUAAGAAAUAA
This is a messenger RNA of Pseudogymnoascus destructans, 399 nucleotides long. RefSeq lists its product as uncharacterized. The coding region runs from base 1 to 399 and encodes 132 amino acids. Lineage: Eukaryota; Fungi; Ascomycota; Leotiomycetes; Thelebolales; Thelebolaceae. The transcript has a single exon. The record is from RefSeq and is a predicted model, not a curated record.